CCUCUGUCCUUUACUCGUGGUGUUCUUUUCUCUCUCUUCUUCUUUGAAAUACACUCUUCUUGUGGUUGUGCGCGCGCGUCGAGUCUUUCGCUUGCUAUCCCGACACCAACGUUCGCUUACACCUGCCAUUGAGCCUGGGCGAACAAGUCACGAAAAAAAUCUUUUCAUAUGCGCCUCAUCCCCUCGUCGCGUCCCACGAUGGCCUCAUUCUUGCGAGCUUUCUCGCUGUUGCUCGUGGCGAGAAGUGCCAUUGGCGCUGACCUGCCCUCCAUCCAAGUAAAGGGCUCCAAAUUCUUCUUCCCGAAUGGUACCCAGUUCUUCUUCAAGGGCAUCGCAUACCAGCAGGACACGGGUGCGGCGGGCACCACGUCGAGUAACGCCUCCUUCGUGGACCCUCUCGCCGACGAAACUCGCUGCAAGCAGGACGUGCCUCUACUUGCCCAGCUCAACACCAACAUCAUCCGCACCUACGCCAUCGACCCGACCGCCGACCACUCGGCGUGCAUGCAGUUACUCAACGACGCGGGCAUCUACGUCAUCUCCGACCUGGGCCAGCCGAGCCUCUCCAUCAACCGCGACACGCCACAGUGGACCGUAGACCUCUUCACCCACUACCAACAGGUUGUCGAUACGCUGGUCAAGUAUCCCAACGUCCUCGGCUUCUUCGCCGGAAACGAGGUUAGCAAUAGCAAUAAUAACACGGCCGCGUCGGCGUAUGUCAAAGCCGCGGUUCGAGACACGAAGCAGUACAUCAAGAACAAAAAGUACCGCUGGAUGGGUGUCGGGUAUGCGGCCAACGACGACCUCUCUAUUCGCGACGAUAUUGCGAGCUACUUCAACUGCGGGCCGGCGGACGAGUCCAUUGAUUACUUUGGCUAUAACAUUUACUCGUGGUGCGGCGACAGCGACUUCCAAAAGUCAGGAUACAAUCGUCUUAUCGACUUCUUCAAAGACUAUUCUGUGCCUACGUUUUUUGCCGAAUAUGGGUGCAAUUUGCCCAACGGCGCCGCGGGCCGAGUGUUCGACGAGACUACCGCGCUGUAUAGUUCAAACAUGAGCGAAGUGGUCAGCGGCGGUAUCGUUUACGAGUUCUUUGAGGAAGACAACGACUACGGCUUGGUCAAGGUCGGAAGCGACGGCUCGGCAAGCAAGCUCAAGGACUUUUCCGCUCUGCAGACCAAGAUCCGCGCCGUCCAGCCCAAGGGCGUCUCCAUGUCCGACUACAGCCCAACCAACAAGCCGAUGACUUGCCCGACCGUGAACACAUCCUGGGGAGCCAGUGCGACGCUCCCGCCGACGCCCGAUGCCAACGUAUGCAGCUGCAUGGUCAAGACGUGCGAGUGCGUUCCCGCCGAUGGCCUCGCGGCGACAAGUUACGGCGACAUCUUCGACUUCAUCUGCGGCAAGGACGCCUCGCUGUGCAGCGGCAUCCAGGGCAACGCGACCACCGGCAAGUACGGCGCGUACAGCAUGUGCGACAGCAAGGACCAGCUGGCGUAUGCGCUCAACGCGUACUACCAGAAACAGAACAAGGCGUCGGACGCGUGUAGCUUCAAGGGGCAGGCUAAGACGCAGACGGCGACCAAGAACAGCAACUGCAGCGCGCUGGCUUCCAGUCCGGGCUCCAACGGCACCGGCUCGUCGGGCUCAAAGGACAACGGCGCGGCCGGCGGCCGCCCGCGCGAGGGGGGCCUGUCUCUGGGCGGCCUCUGCUCGACGGUGGCGAUCGUAGCUGCGGGAGUGCUGCUGCUGUAAUCUCAUAGCUGGCCGUGGGGUUUGGGAUGGGGCAGUCGUAUACUCGCCCAUGCUUGUAUCAUGUGAGGGAGAAGGAACAGCAACAGCGUACAUCAUACAGUACUUCGUAUACGUGUUAAAGAUAUGCCAGACUACACGCUAAGCCCGAGCUCCUCGCCGAUGAUCACGGCCGCCUUCUCGCCCACAAUGAGCGCCG
Molecule: messenger RNA, 1951 nt
Organism: Purpureocillium takamizusanense
Lineage: Eukaryota; Fungi; Ascomycota; Sordariomycetes; Hypocreales; Ophiocordycipitaceae
Exons: 3
Coding region: 169-1755 (528 amino acids)
Biological process (GO): fungal-type cell wall (1->3)-beta-D-glucan biosynthetic process
Cellular component (GO): fungal-type cell wall; cytoplasm
Molecular function (GO): 1,3-beta-glucanosyltransferase activity
Source: RefSeq, a predicted model, not a curated record